This is a messenger RNA of Penicillium lagena, 3246 nucleotides long. RefSeq names its product cation-translocating P-type ATPase. The record is from RefSeq and is a predicted model, not a curated record. Gene Ontology annotation, biological process: proton transmembrane transport; intracellular potassium ion homeostasis; intracellular sodium ion homeostasis. Gene Ontology annotation, molecular function: ATP hydrolysis activity; ATP binding; P-type sodium:potassium-exchanging transporter activity. Gene Ontology annotation, cellular component: membrane. The transcript is spliced from 2 exons. NCBI's taxonomy places the organism in Eukaryota, Fungi, Ascomycota, Eurotiomycetes, Eurotiales, Aspergillaceae. The coding region runs from base 1 to 3246 and encodes 1081 amino acids.
AUGUAUAAAGACAAGUCAAGCACCCAGCUUGAUCAGGAUCCCGUAGAAAAUGCAAAGAGUCAUCCCCAACCCGAGCAGUAUGGAGUCAGCAUGCAGCAGCGGGCUAUAUCCUUCGGCCCCGACGAGCGGCGUGGACGGAGAGGAUCCAAGCAUCGGCGAUCAAUCUCGCGCUCGCGUUCUCGCAGCCGUGCUCAAUCCGUUUCUAGCAUUCCAAUCGAGUUCCGUCGGAUGAGUUUCCAAAUCGCCGAAUCUGAGACUCGUGAGAAAUCCGAGGUGGACCUGAAAGGUGGCGAAAACAAGAAGGGGGAGACCCCUGAUGAUUCGCGAUAUUUCGAGAGUCUUCAGUUUCAUCACCAGUACAUUGACGCCCUCUAUCAACACUUCAACAGCACCAUCGAUGGACUGUCUUCCGGGGAAGCCGCUUCCCGUCUCGCUAGCAAUGGCAAAAACGAACUGCCACACGUUCCAACGAACUACCUAAAGAGAAUUCUAAAGUAUGUCUUUGGUGGAUUCUGCUCGAUUCUCUGGAUUGGUGUGAUUAUCUUCUUUAUCUGCUGGCGCCCUCUUGGAGAUCCGGAUCCGGCACCAUACAAUCUGGGCCUUGCUAUCCUGGUCUUGAUUGUGAUCUUUUUACAGGCCUCCUUCUCGGCAUUUCAGGAUUGGUCCACUGCUCGCACUAUGAAGUCUAUUCUGGACAUGGUUCCGACUGAUGCAAUGGUGGUUCGAUCUGGCGAGACUAUGAAAAUCUCUGCCGCCGAUGUGGUUGUGGGAGAUAUUGUCAAAAUAAGCGUGGGCAACAAGGUACCAGCGGAUCUCCGUCUUCUCGCUACAUCUGGAGAUACCCGUUUUGACCGUUCUAUGUUGACGGGAGAGUCCGAAGACGUUGACGGUGCCACUGAGAUGACAGACAGCAAUUUUUUAGAGACGCGCAAUGUUGCCUUGAUGGGAACUAUGGUUACCAAUGGAAGUGCCACGGGCAUUGUGAUCCUGACCGGACAGAAUACUGUUAUGGGACAUAUCACAGUUUCGUCUACUUCGGUCAAAGAGCAGCCAACACUCAUUCAGCGUGAGAUUACUCGAUUCGUCAGAAUUAUUGUUGUUUUGACGGCGUUUCUGACCCUCUUGAUUCUCCUCACCUGGGUUGGCUGGCUUCGGGUUAAACACUUCCAGUAUAUGAAUGUGAUUGACAUGCUUGACGACGUGAUGGGUUGCGUUGUGGCAUUUAUUCCUGAGGGUAUGCCUGUGGGAGUUGCCCUCACUCUCAUGCUCGUGGCGACGCGCAUGAAGAACAACAAUAUUCUCCCAAAAGGUCUUUCCACGGUGGAAACACUCGGUUGUGUGAAUGUCAUUUGCUCCGACAAGACCGGUACUCUGACCCAGAACAGGAUGAGAGUUGUUACAGCUACAUUUGUGGACAAAGUCAUGUCGGCUGAAGAGGCUAUUCCAACUACCCUAGAAGGAAGCUUGAAGCCUCUUAUGGAUCUUCACAAGGCUGCAGCUCUGUGUAAUGACGCUACUUUCGAUACUGCGACUGUCAAUUACCCCGUUUCGGAGAGGAAGGUCCUCGGUAACCCCACCGAUGGAGCUGUGCUCAAAUUUGUGGAAGAGGCUCAGCAAGGCGCCGUCCGGGAGUUGAACGAGAAAUAUCAGCGGGUUUUCGCCAUUCCUUUUAAUUCCAAGAAUAAAUGGAUGCUCACCCUACACAAGACUGAGACAUCCGACCCAGGAAACAACGGCUAUCUGCUCCUGAUGAAGGGCGCAUCGGAUAUUCUGUUGCCGCAUUGCAAUUCUUACUGGUCCUGCAUGACCAAUACUGUCCGGACACUCGACGAUACAGCUAAACAACAGUUUGCUGCAGCUCAAGAACAAAUGUCUCGCAAAGCCCAGCGGGCUUCUGGAAUUGCUGAUCUCACUCUGAUUGGCAUGUUCGGUAUCAUUGAUCCCCCUCGCCCGGAGGCCGCCGCAACCGUGGCAUCUUGUCGUCGCGCCGGAGCUCGUUUUUUCAUGGUUACUGGUGAUCUUGGUCUUACUGGGGCUGCUAUCGCCCGUGAAAUUGGUAUUUUCAAUGGCACAGCCGCACCUGAUACCUUUGAAACCAUCGUGCAAAGGCGGAGCUUUAACGAUUCUUCCGCUUCCCAGUUGUCAAACGAAUCUGAUCCGAGAUGGUCACAGACCAGCCUGCUUCUUGAAGGCCCUUCCAUCUCGCAGCUCACAGACAAGGAUUGGGAUUUGGUUUGUCAAUAUGAAGAAAUUGUAUUUGGCCGCACUUUGCCAGACCAGAAGCUGCGUAUCGUCAAUGAGUUCCGGGCGCGCGAUAAUGUCGUUGCAGUGACUGGAGACGGCGUGAAUGAUGCACCAGCCAUGCGCGCUGCUGACGUUGGCGUGGCCGUGGUCACUGGCAGCGAUGUGGCUCUUGAAGCUGCGGAUUUGAUAUUGAUGGAUAAAUUCGAUUCGAUAAUUGAAGCAAUUCGCCUCGGACGUCUGGUAUUCCAAAAUCUGCAGAAAGUAAUCAGCUAUCUUCUUCCUGCGGGCUCGUGGUCCGAGAUUUGGCCAGUGCUUCUCAACGUUUUUUUUGGCGUCCCGCUCCCCCUGUCUUCCUUCUUGAUGAUCAUCAUUUGUGUUUUCACCGAUUUGUUCUGCUCACUGUCCUUGAUUAUGGAACAGCAGGAGUUUGACUUGCUUGAUCUGCCACCCCGUAAUCACAAAAAAGAUCAUCUGAUCAAUUUGAAGGUCUACAUCCAAAGCUAUCUUUUCAUUGGCGUCCUAGAAACUAUCUGCGCGCAUGCUAUGUUCUUCUAUUAUUAUUGGAAGCAUGCUGGCAUUCCCGCCAGUGCCCUUUUCUUCGCCUUUGAGAAGUACGCGGAUGGAUUCUACGGCUACACAGAGGCCGAGUUGACCCAUUUCAACGUUGUUGGUCAGAGUGUUUACUUCAUUGCCCUUCUCAUAAUGCAGUGGGGAAACAUUCUCAGUGUCCGCAACAAACGACUUUCCAUUCUGCAGGCAGAUCCCAUUCGCAAGCAGCGCCGCAACCCGUGGCUUAUUGCGAGCAUGGUUAUCAGUCUAUCCAUUGCGAUCUUUGUCACGGAGGAGCCGGGAAUUCAGCAGAUCUUUGGCACUGGCGCUGCGCCUCUAGAGUUUUGGUUCAUGCCUAUUCCCCUUGCAUUGGGAAUCCUGUUGAUGGAUGAACUUCGCAAGCUGUCCGUGCGGGUCUGGCCGAAGGGAAUUACCGCACGCAUUGCGUGGUAG